GGUCAUGGGCAGCGCGGUGCGCCCCUUGCUGGAUGAGGAGCCCAGCAUGGCACGGGCCGUGGUCCGCAGCGCGGGGAGCUUCUCCCUGGGCUUAGUGCUGGCCACGGCCUAUGGGCUCCUGGAGCUGCUGGUGGAAGGGCACAGCCCCUGGGGCUGCCUGGUGACCACCCUCACUCUGGCGGCCUGCCUUAGCCUGGGCAUGGGGUUCUCCCGCCAGGUCCGCGUCUCCGUCUUCCUGCUGCUGCCCCAGGCCUUCUCCAAGCAGGGCCGGACGCUGCUGUUGGUGGCCGCCUUCGGGCUGGUGCUGCAAGGACCUUGUGCCAACACUCUGCGCAACUUCACCCGGGCCAGCGAGGCCGUAGCCUGCGGGGCAGAGCUGGCCCUGAACCAGACGGCGGCGCUGCUGGAGCGGGCCAAACAGCCCCUCGUCAGUGCCCUGAGCAAGAUUAAAGCUCUUGCCCAGAAGGCCAAGGAGGUGGCGGACCGGGUCCGCAAGUUCUUCCGGUCAGUCAUGGAUGGCGUGAAGCAUAUAGCCAGGGCCCUCCGGAACGUGUGGUACUGGCUUCUGCACAUCGGCGACGUGUGCAACGCGGAGCUCGGCAGCCCGUACUCCAAGUGCGCGCGCGUGUUCGACGACGCCAAGGACAGCUGCAUGAGGGUCGUCCCACAGGCCUACUACCUGUGCUACGUGCUCAUGCCCUUCAGGCUGGUGCUCUGUGGACUUGCCAGACUGGUCCAGGUGUUCUGCGUCAUCCCCAAGUACAUCCAGCCUUUCUUGCGCAUGACCAUUGGCACCCGUGAGUGGCCCUCUCCGCCUCUGCCACCUGUGAUGAAGCUGAUUAACCGGGUGCGUCGGGAGUUUGAGUUCAAUGUGACAGCCACCCACUACUUCUCUGUGGACCUCAACGCUUCACGGAGCCUGUCGCAGGUGGCCCUGGACCUGCAUGAGGCUAUCAGCAUGAAGCUGCACCGCGCCCGGGAGGCCCUGGCCCUGCUGGGCUACACCACGCCUCUGCUCCUCACGCUCCUCUACCUCCAAGCCCUGUUUUACCGGUACUGCUACCUGAACUGGGACAGCUUCGACAAUAUCUACAUCACCCGCCGGUUCCUGCACCUGGAGGCCGUCCGCGCCGGGGCAGGGCUGCCCACGGUGCUGCCGCUCAGCGCUCACGAGGCCCGGCGCUACAUCCUGCCGAGCUCCUUCUUCCUGUCUCGAUGGGAGCGGAUUUUUUGCAUCCUGGAGACCUUCAGCUUCGCCCGACACCUGCUCCUCGUGCUGCUCCUGGUCUUCCUGGACUAUGCCGUCUUCUGGGUGCUUGACCUGGCCCGCCACCAGCUGCAGGGGGAGGUCGUGGCCCGCAGCCCCGUGGUAAUAUCGAUCAGCGUGGAAGGGACCGGCUACACCGGGAAUAUUUACCGGGACUUGGUGUCGGCAUUUAACGUCCUGCAACAAGGCAACGUCAGCAUCCUGUCCCGGCGCUGCCUCCUGCGACCCUCGGAGCCUGACGCCACUGGUUACAUAGUCAUCGGCGCCAUGUACGGCCUGUGCUUCUUCGUCACUCUGUUUGGCAACUACAUCUGCCGGCUGCGACGCGCCAUCUGUGCUUCCUACUACCCUGCCCGGGAGCAGGAGAGGAUCUCCUACCUCUACAACACACUCCUGAGCCGCAGAGCCAACCCGCUGGCUGCCCUGCACCGAGCAGUGAGGCGGCGGGCAGCUGACCAGGGGCGCGCGAGUGUCCUCCAAGUGCUGGCCAGCCGGUGCCCCUGCCUCGGUCCGUUUGUCAGCUACUUUCAGCAGCGUCAGGCCUACUGCCUGGGCUGUGGGGAGCCCCCGGGCAAGGGGGACAUGGAGAGCUUCGUGUCCUGCAGUACCUCAGGCUGCCAAGGUCUUUACUGCCUCGCCUGCUACCGCCUCCUGGCCCACACCUGCUCUGUGUGUGCCUCUGCCCUCUCCUCUCAGGGGGACCUGGACCUGGAGCUGGACUCUAGUGAUGAGGAAGGCCCCCAGCUAUGGCUGGCUGCAGCUGGAAAAACGGGCCCUGAGCAAGAGAAGUUACUGCAGCAACAGCUCCGGGAAGCGCUGCAUGCCAUGGGAUCCAGCUCCGAGUCCAGUGACCUGGAUGAGAGGCCUGGGCAGAGCACGCAGAGGCAGCAGCCCCUACCUGAAGCCCAGGAGUCCGUGAGCAUAUCCACGCCCCCUGGGCUCCCCCGACCACCUUCCUCAGCCUCAGGAUCCCCUGUCUCCCAGUCUCUCACCUCCCUUUCCUCCUGAUCCCUCCCUCCCACCUGCUCCUAAAAUAAAGGAACCGAAAAGUGGACACAAGUGUGAAUCUUAAAUUAUUAUUAUUUCUUCCUGUCGCUUACACCCGAGGUGGGGGUCAGGAGUAGGGGAUGGGAACAGGAGGGGGGAAUGCCCCCCCUAAGGCACUGACUGGGAAAGCCUCAAGAAGGGAGAGGGGCCACACUGUCCCCAUUCCCUGGGGCUAGGCCCCAGGUCUCCCCAGCCCUGGG
Tupaia belangeri chinensis (Chinese tree shrew) is the source of this 2514-nucleotide messenger RNA. RefSeq names its product DC-STAMP domain containing 2 (gene DCST2). The transcript has 15 exons. Lineage: Eukaryota; Metazoa; Chordata; Mammalia; Scandentia; Tupaiidae. Bases 5 to 2275 code for a protein of 756 amino acids. Gene Ontology annotation, cellular component: membrane. The record is from RefSeq and is a predicted model, not a curated record.